This is a messenger RNA of Insectozyma verbasci, 1707 nucleotides long. The record is from the annotation of a GenBank genome assembly. NCBI's taxonomy places the organism in Eukaryota, Fungi, Ascomycota, Pichiomycetes, Serinales, Debaryomycetaceae.
AUGUUAAGAAAUACAUCUUCAAUUAGAAAAUUUUCAACUAGUAUCAUUCGUAAUGCUGGUCAUAAAGAAUUGAAAUUUGGUGUUGAAGGUAGAGCUGCUUUAUUAAAAGGUGUUAAUACGUUAGCAGAUGCUGUUUCAGUUACUUUAGGUCCAAAAGGUCGUAAUGUUUUAAUUGAACAACAAUUUGGAGCACCGAAAAUUACAAAAGAUGGUGUUACAGUUGCAAAAUCAAUUACUUUAGAAGAUAAAUUUGAAGAUUUAGGUGCUAAAUUAUUACAAGAAGUUGCCUCAAAAACUAAUGAAAGUGCUGGUGAUGGUACAACAUCAGCUACUGUUUUAGGUAGAUCAAUAUUCACUGAAUCAGUUAAAAACGUUGCUGCUGGUUGUAAUCCAAUGGAUUUAAGAAGAGGUUCUCAAGCUGCUGUUGAAGCUGUUAUUGAAUUUUUACAAAAUAAUAAAAAAGAUAUUACAACUUCAGAAGAAAUUGCUCAAGUUGCUACUAUUUCAGCUAAUGGUGAUAAACAUAUUGGUGAUUUAUUAGCUUCAGCAAUGGAAAAAGUUGGUAAAGAAGGUGUUAUUACUGUUAAAGAGGGUAAAACUUUAGAUGAUGAAUUGGAAGUUACUGAAGGUAUGAAAUUUGAUCGUGGUUAUAUUUCACCUUAUUUUAUUACAAAUACAAAAACUGGUAAAGUUGAAUUUGAAAAUCCUUUAGUUUUAAUUUCUGAAAAAAAAAUCUCAAGUAUUCAAGAUAUUUUACCAUCAUUGGAAAUUUCAAAUCAAACUAGAAGACCUUUAUUAAUUUUGGCUGAAGAUAUUGAUGGUGAAGCUUUAGCUGCAUGUAUUUUAAAUAAAUUAAGAGGUCAAGUUCAAGUUUGUGCUGUUAAAGCACCAGGAUUUGGUGAUAAUAGAAAAAACACUUUGGGUGAUAUUGCAAUUUUAACUGGUGGUACUGUUUUCACAGAAGAAUUAGAUAUUAAACCAGAAAAUGCAACUGUUGAUUUGUUAGGUUCUGCAGGUUCAAUUACUGUUACUAAAGAAGAUACUGUUGUUUUAAAUGGUGAAGGUUCAAAAGAAAAUAUAAAUUCAAGAUGUGAACAAAUUAGAUCAACAAUUGAUGAUUCACAAACUACUGAAUAUGAAAAAGAAAAGUUACAAGAAAGAUUAGCUAAAUUAUCAGGUGGUGUUGCCGUUAUUAAAGUUGGUGGUUCUUCUGAAGUUGAAGUUAGUGAAAAAAAAGACAGAUAUGAAGAUGCUUUAAAUGCAACUAGAGCAGCAGUUCAAGAAGGUAUUUUACCAGGUGGUGGUACUGCUUUAAUUAAAGCGUCAAGAACAUUAGAUGCAAUCAAAGAAAAAGCUGUUAAUUUUGAUCAAAAAUUGGGAGUUGAAAUUAUUAAAUCAGCAAUUACAAAGCCAGCUAAAAGAAUUAUUGAAAAUGCAGGUGAAGAAGGUGCUGUUAUCGUUGGUAAAAUUUAUGAUGAACCAGAUUUUAAUAAAGGUUAUGAUUCACAAAAAGGUGAAUUUACUGAUAUGAUUAGUGCUGGUAUAAUUGAUCCAUUUAAGGUUGUCAAAAAUGGUUUAGUUGAUGCUUCAGGUGUUGCUUCAUUAUUAGCUACAACUGAAUGUGCAAUUGUAGAUGCUCCACAACCAAAAGGUCCACCAGCAGCUCCACCUGCAGGAGGUAUGGGUGGUAUGCCAGGAAUGUUUUAA